UGGCGGAGCUCACGAUUCCCGAGCCGGGUCUGCCUAGCUUUUGACACCGCAAGGGCUGUCAGAUUCCGCAUUUGUCCAAAGGACUGCGUUGACGAAGCUACGGCUGCUGCGCGCAACGAUUUGGAGCCAGGAGCAACUCUCAGCUGCAGCUAGGAGAACGCGGCGAAAAAGCCGUCGGCGCGUGCAGCGCUGAGAACUCAGGACGCACGGCUGCGACCGCAGCGCUGCCGCGGCGCUGCAGCUCCCGCGUGCGCUGCAGAAAUAAUAGACGCGGCCGGCGGAGAUGUCCGACCUCUGCGCCUGCUGGUGGCCCUUCGGGCGGCGGAACUCCGAACGCAACAGUGAUGGUUGGUCUCCAUCACCAUUAAUACAAGCGCGAACGAAACCGAUAGCUAUUGUUCAGGGCUCGCCAUUGGUCGAACAGGCGUGCCGGAAGGCGUCCUUCGCCGCUUUAUACGAUUUAGGACCAGAAAUAGGUUCUGGCAGUACAAGUACAGUCCACAAAUCCACCCAGAAGGCGUCAGGCAAGGUCUUCGCCACGAAAGUAGUGUCUGCCGCAGGACUCCAAACGCCCGGCGUCGCGGAUCAAUUCGCGUCGGAAGUCCUAGCUUUGAAGAGGUGUCGACAUCCUCAUGUUGUUUCUCUAGAAGAUGCAGUAGUAGAUGAAAACAAGUUGUACCUCGUGACGGAACUGUUGACGGGCGGAGAGCUCUUCGACUACGUUGUAAAAAGAGGUACAUUAGGAGAGGACGAGGCCGCCUCGAUCCUGUCGGACGUGGGCGACGCCAUCCGCUUCAUGCACGACCAGGGCGUCAUCCACCGCGACCUCAAGCCCGAAAACUUACUGUUGGCGAAGGAGUCUCCUGUCGGAUUUCCGACCGUGAAGAUUAUUGAUUUCGGGCUGUCGAAGGCGCGGCAGACGCGGGACGUCUGCGCGUCGUUCUUGGGGACGCGCGGGUAUCUCGCGCCGGAGAUGGUUAUUGAUCGGUGUCCUCGUGCCUUCGAACCGCCGGCGCCGCGUCGAUUGCGUACGCAUCGCCGCGAGAAGACGCGUCUCCCGCGCAGCUCAAGCGGCGGACCUACUCCGAAGCGGUCGACAUGUGGGCCUUCGGGGUCAUCGCCUACGUGCUGCUCUGCGGCUGCCUGCCCUUCGACGACGACGCGGCGCGUAUCAAUUCGCCGAACGCUUCGAAGAAGUUCGAAUUGCGGUUCCCGUCGUGGGCGCGCGGGCUGUCCAAAGGUGCGCGCGAUCUCUUGGCGAACCUGCUGCAGGUGGACCCUCGUCGUCGAUAUACGGCGGCGCAGUGCUGCCGGCACCCGUGGCUGCGGGGCACUGCUGAGAGAAGUUCGGUGCCCCUGUCGUCGCCGGCGAUGCUCGGCCGGCGCCUAGCGGCAGCUCGCGCGACGCCGUCGCCGCCCUCGCGCCCGUCGUCGCGCGCCGGCCCCGCGGACUACGCGGUCCUCGACAACGACGGCCGCGCGCGCCCCGCGUCGCGACGGAAGAACUCCUUCUGAAUCAUGAUGUAACUACAUGCCUGU
This is a messenger RNA of Pelagomonas calceolata, 1539 nucleotides long. Lineage: Eukaryota; Pelagophyceae; Pelagomonadales; Pelagomonadaceae. The record is from the annotation of a GenBank genome assembly.